GAGAACCACUGCAAGCACCAGGCCAGUGGGAAGGGGUUCCUGCUGCACAUGGGAAAGAUCUCAGCCUGAGGCGUCUAGUUACCUUUCGCUGCCUAUGCAAAGUGCCUCUUUGGGGAUGACGGUACCAAAUUGUUAUUUUAGAAGUUAGAUGUGUGUCAUUGUCAACACUUUAGAUGGCCAUGUCAGAAUUCGUUAAGGCCUAAUUAAAUUUACCUCAGGCCCAGCCCAAGUUUGGAGGGGACGGUGAAUUCCAUGGUGCUGUCUGGAUUUGUGGCACUGGGUCAAGACUUACAGAAUCAGAACAGUACAUGAAGGUUGUUCAACAUUAUCUAAUUCUUCUUCAUGUUAAAGAUAAUAGCAUUGAAAAUAAGACAGUCUCUAGGUUGUUCAUAGCAGAGCCUCGCAUGGCCCAUAAGACUCCAGAUCCACUAUAAUGAAGUCAACACAGAUUCUUGGAGAAGUGAUUUUUGAGAAACUGCAAUUUAGGGAGAAGAAACAUCUUAUUUUUGAGAGCUUUUGAAGGCUUUCUAAACUUGUGGGGCUUAAAGUAGUAAUAGGAAAAAUUGUCAUGACCUGUAAUUUAAACACUUUCCAUAUCAAUAAAUAUUUAUCUUCAUCAUCAUUUGUAACACCAAUACAGGGAUCCAUACUUUGGAUAUAUAUUACGCACCUUGCUUAGCUAAUCUAUUAUUGGAUGUUUAUGCUUUCAGUUCUUUUGUGGUAUUUAAUAAAUAGACACAUAAUUUUCAAAACAGUCACUAGGAAAGAAAUGUUUAAAUUCACUCAAAAAUGUCCGAAGGUUAUCAAGAUUGAUUUCAGAGUCACCAGGGGACAGAUUCACGGCCCUUCCUAUUUCUUCUCAUGUUUCCAAGGAAUGUUUUCCUUUUACUAAACUGUUGUCUGGAAACUCUGACAGGUGAUUCCUGGAGCUGCAAGAUCAAGUCUCAUGACUUCUGUCUUACAACGUUCCUUGUUCUGGCUGCAUAGUUUCUAUUCUUUCCCCAAAGCAGCCGAAAAUGAGCAAAUUCCAGGGAUCAGUAACGUUCAAGGAUGUCAUUGUGGAAUUCACCAAGGAGGAGUGGCAAUUACUGGACGAAGCUCAGAGGGCCCUGUACAAGGAAGUGAUGCGGGAGAACUACCGUCACCUCGUCUCAGUGGGUUAUUUUGUGAAUAAGUCAAAUGCAGUUUUGAAGUUGAAGCAAGGAAAGGAGCCAUGGAUAUUAGAAGUAGAGUUUCCACAUCAGAACUACACUGAUCUAUGGAAGAUUCAUGAAUCACAAGAAAGACACCAGGAAAGCCAAGCGGAAACGUCCAGGACUGGAGAACCCACAAAUCAGAAGACUCAUACCAAAGAGAAAACCUAUACAUGCAAUGAAUGUGGGAAGUCCUUCUACCAGAAGUCUAUCCUUACAGUACAUCAGAAUACUCAUUCGAAGGACAAACCCAGUGAAGGUGGGAAAUCUGUACCCGGCAAUGGAGACCUCACAAGACAUCAGAAGACUCACACUAGAGAGAAAGCUUAUGAAUGUCAAGAAUGUAAGAAAACUUUCUACCACCUGUCAUCUCUCAGUAGACAUUUGAGAACUCAUGCAGGGGAGAAACCCUAUGAAUGUGAUCAGUGUGGGAAAUCCUUCUACCAGAAGCCACACCUCACAGAACAUAAGAAAACACACACAGGAGAGAAACCCUACGAAUGUACUGAAUGUGGGAAAUUCUUCUAUGUUAAGGCAUACCUAAUGGUGCAUCAGAAAACACACACGGGGGAGAAACCAUAUCAGUGUAAGGAAUGCGGGAAAUACUUUUCCCAGAAAUCGCACCUUACAGUACAUCAAAGAACACACACGGGGGAAAAGCCUUAUAAAUGUAAGGAAUGUGGGAAAUUCUUCUCUAGAAACUCACACCUCAAAACUCAUCAGAGAACUCACACUGGGGAGAAACCCUAUAAAUGUACUGAAUGUGGGAAAUGCUUCUACCAGAAGUCAGCCCUCACAGUACAUCAGCGAACUCACACAGGAGAGAAACCCUUUGAGUGUAAUAAAUGUGGAAAACACUUUUACUAUAAAUCUGACCUUACUAAACAUCAGAGAAAACACACAGGGGAGAAGCCCUACAAAUGUCAUGAAUGUGGUAAAUCUUUCUCUGUGAAUUCAGUCCUGCGGUUACAUCAAAGAACUCACACUGGAGAGAAACCUUAUGAAUGUAAGGAAUGUGGGAAAUUAUUCUCUCAGAAGUCACAUUUUAUCAUACACCAAAGAAAACAUACAGGGGAGAAACCUUAUGAAUGUCAAGAUUGUAAGAAAUCUUUUAUCCAGAAGUCAGAACUCACUGCACAUCAAAAGACACACAGAGCAAGAAAGAGCAAAUAAAUAGUAUGAAUUGGGAACUUCUGUCUGAAUGCACCAUUCAGAAUAAUGAGAUAAUUUACACAAGACAAAAUCUUAGGAAUACCAUCAAUAUGGGGAACUUUAGCGACAAUCCUUCACAGAGAGGAAAUACAGAGAGAAAUUCUAUGAGUGAAAUUUUUACCAUAUGUCAGACUUAACUAAAUAUAAGACAACAUAGAUAGCAGAAACACUGCAAAUCAUGAGACAUGAGAAAACCUUUGAGAAGUCAGACUUUAUUGUACAACAUAAGAAUCACACAGGAGAGAAGUCCUGUAAGUAAAAUGAAUGUCAGGAAAUUUUCUGGCAGGGCAGCCAUCACCAGACAUCCAAAAGCUCAUGUGAGAGACUCUGUCAGUAUCCUGAUCAUUCAGAAGUCUUUUUACCCCAGUUAGACUCAGAACACAGAGGGGCUGACUGCAAAGAUGGGAACAGAUACAGAAACUUCCAUCAGAAGUAAUGUUUCAGCAAAUGUCAGACUAUUGAUACUGGGAUAGAACCUUUAAAUAUAUGAAAGCUUUUAAAAGAAAAUUCAAAGAGAAUCUAUUCUGAGGGAAAUAGUGAUACCAGAAGUCAUGUUACAGAGAUUUGACUGUAAGGUGUGUGUUUUUGUUGUUUUUUUAAAGAAAACUAAAACUAUCUAGAUAUAUUAAGGUUUUAAAAGUACAAAUAAAUUGAAUAAUCAGGCAACCUCAUUAAACACAUGGAGAGUCCUGUAGUAUGUAGGGCUUAUGUAUGUAUGUGAGUACACUACAAAACACAGCCUGUGGUGUUUGAUGUGCGUGUGGAACCCAUACUUGUACAUAGGGAAAUAUGUCACUUUAGUUCAGUAGUUUUUAUGUACAUGAAGAUAUUUUGCAUUAUGUUUUAGCAGUGACUCCUGUCAAUGUGCAUUUAAGUAUAUUUUUUAAUUAUAAUGUAUCUUUUUCUGUUUUCUGUCAUUUUUAAAUGAAUAUGUAUGUUGUUACUAACUAAUCCUUCAGAAAGAAGUUAAAAAUGUUUUUGUAAAAUUUUCAACUGUCAGCUACAUUUUACAUUAGGAACACAUUUAUAGGAAAAGCCCGAGUUUAUUUUUUCAAACAGCUAAUAAUCCUCUACACAGUAAACAAAUAAUCCUAUGUAAGCAAAUGUUGUCUAUCUUACUGUUGAUGUUUUAGCAGGGUGCAGAGUUAUCUGUUUUGUAUUUUGUAGGGGGUCCUAAGUGUUCUGUGCUGCCUGUUUAUUUCUGGUAGAAGCGACAUGGCAUAGGCUCCAACUCCAGCAUGGGGCAGGCCACACAACCUCUCGAUGCCUCAGUAUACUUUUUGUAGGAGAAAUAAUAUGUUAGGAUUGCUUUGGGAAUAAAUGAGUUAUUUUAAUGCACUUAGAAUAGUUUCUGAGAUGGAAAAAUAGCUAUAUGUUAGAUAUUAUCAUCAUUAUAAUGUGUCUCUUUUGAAUUAUGCUGCAGAAAAAGAUUGGCUGCCAACAUUCAUCCCAGCCUUUAUUGCUGUAGUGCCAUUUGGUUGGUUUGUACCUUUUCCCAGAAGUGACCUAGAGCUGGCCCACGCCCAUUUUUGCAGCUGGCAAAUUAAGGAUGGCUUUACAUUUCUAAAUAGCUGAAAAAAAUAAUGUUUUGUGAUGAGAAAUUUAUGAGAUAUUCAAAUUUCAGCAUCUCUCUAAUGAAGUUUUUAUACAAAAUCCAUUCAUUUCUGCUUUACUUUCCUGUUCCAAGAGCAGAGCUGAGUAGUCCCAGCAGAGACCCAAUGGCCCAUAGAGCCGAAGAUAGUUCCUAAGUGGCACUUUACAAUGUUACCUUGUUCUGCUCCUUAGAGCUAAAAGCACUACAACCAAUGUAAAGGCACUUUUAUAUUUGGUAUGUGUUUCAGAAAUGGUGCAUACAGCAAUUUGUGGUGGGGUAGUUUUGUGCUAUAUGCUUAUUUUGCAUAGUAUAUUUACAUGCAAAAAGACUAAACAUUAGAAUUUUUUUCAAAUAAAUGUAUUUUACUUAAUGAUUUUUCAUGACAUCAAGAAAUUUCCUGAUGGAAUGUAGCAGUGAAUAUACAAAAUAAACAGUGUCUAAAUAAAGUUGAAUUGUUAAUGGA
Myotis davidii is the source of this 4462-nucleotide messenger RNA. It is a transcript of the gene ZNF25, whose product is annotated as zinc finger protein 25. Gene Ontology annotation, biological process: regulation of transcription by RNA polymerase II; central nervous system development. Lineage: Eukaryota; Metazoa; Chordata; Mammalia; Chiroptera; Vespertilionidae. Gene Ontology annotation, molecular function: RNA polymerase II cis-regulatory region sequence-specific DNA binding; DNA-binding transcription factor activity, RNA polymerase II-specific. Gene Ontology annotation, cellular component: nucleus. The coding region runs from base 1017 to 2366 and encodes 449 amino acids. The transcript has 5 exons. The record is from RefSeq and is a predicted model, not a curated record.